AUGCGCUCUUCAAAUGAGAAUGUAUCAGGUACCACCCCGCAACCCUCGCCGAGGGAUAUCCUGCUUGAGAUGAGCACAGUACCGCGCCUACACAUGACUCUUGAGCUGCCUCCGCCACCCAUCACCUCUGCGGUGACGCGUUCCUGGUCGGAUGUGGACCCGCUGAAGCUAAUGAUGACUUUCGGCGCCACCUCCUUCACCUACAGCCUCCUCGGGCAACCGAUCUUUCUUGUUAUUGCGCGGCAACAGUGCUGUACGACUCGUGUAUCGGCGACCAGGGUGCUGCAGGAAGUUCGGCAGUCUCAUGGCAUCCGUGGCCUUUACCGCGGUGCAGGAGCGGCCAUCUCGGGCACUGUGCUAAGUGAGCUUGUGUACUACUUCCUUGUCGAGUACUGGAAGGAAAAGCUACCGUUGCAGGAGCGAGAGUGGCGCAGUUUCGGUGCAGGCCUUCUAGCCGAUCUGGGAUCAACUCCCGUCUUCAACCCCUUUGCAGUAGUCUCGCAGGUGCAGAUGGUGGCUGGCAGCUCCUACUCUAGCGAGCAUAACUACAUGUCCGCCGCGCGCACCACCGUAACACUGGUGCGCGAGCAAGGGGUGAGCUGCCUGUUUCGGGGGACGCUCCUGACGUUGGUCGUGGCCCCCCUCACCGGGGCGUGGUGGUUUGUGUACGAGUCCUUUAAGGGCCUCGUCUACGGCGCAGCCCCGGCGAUAGGCGCACGGCUUUCUGUCCUGGUGCCGCAGUCUAUCCAGCGGUGGCUGCCGCUCUGCUGUACCUCUGCGACUGAUAACGUGCUCGUGAACGCGGGGGUUGGCGCCGCAGCAAGUACGGUGAUUGGUGUUGUUAUGAACCCUUUCUACGUGUUGCGGCUGCGCUUGCAGGUCGGUAAGCGUAUCGAGGGGGUACGCUUCCCGCUGCUGCACAUCGUGAAUGAUGUGCUCAAGAACGAGGGUGUACGUGCACUGUGGAAGGGGCUGGGCGGAAAUCUUCUGGUCGGCGUCGUCGGCGGUUGCUUUUUUGGCUUUACCUACGAAGGCGCAAAGCAGUUCUCCGACAUUACCCAGGGAGGUUAG
Messenger RNA from Leishmania braziliensis MHOM/BR/75/M2904, 1071 nucleotides. RefSeq lists its product as hypothetical. The record is from RefSeq and is a predicted model, not a curated record. The transcript has a single exon. Lineage: Eukaryota; Euglenozoa; Kinetoplastea; Trypanosomatida; Trypanosomatidae. Bases 1 to 1071 code for a protein of 356 amino acids.